GGCCUGACCUACCGGUGGCUAAACCGUCAACUAGUGAUCGCCAUAUCAUUCAUCAUAAUAGCGGUAAUGUGUGCCGUAAUGCCGGCGCUGACCAGCCUAUGGCAGCUAUACAUUUGCGCCUUCGUGUUCGGCUUCGGCUCCAGCAUAAACACCAUGGGUUAUAUUGUAUGGGUGAUUGAGCUCUACCCUAAACACUCGGCACCGCUAUUACAGCUCAACGCCCUGUCUUUCGGCAUCGGCUCAAUCAUCUGUACGGCUAUAUUAAAGCCUUACCUGACCGGUGAGAUGGUAGCCGACCCGGCGCUGACAACCACUACUGUAGCCCUCCCCGGGAUAUACCCGGGAAAUCAUAGUCAGUAUUUGGCGCCCACUAUAGUAAGCGUUGCCGAGAGACGGGACAAAUUACUGCAACCCUGUAUUAUAUUGUGCGCCUGUUUAUUAAUAUUUCCGAUCGCAUCGCUAAUCAUGUACUUCAUUAAGCCAUACAAAGCGGUGGUAAAGGAUCGCCCUAUCGAUGAUGAUGGCCAGGACAAGGACUUGGAUAAUACGGUGACCGCCAACACUACAGCUCCUGUAAAACUCUUUGACGACCCGGCGCUGAGCCCACGGACACUGAUGGCCGGCCUAUUCACGGCGUGGUUCACACUCUACGUGGUGUUUGAGUCCAUGUAUUUGAAGUUCGCCAUCGCUUACUACCAGUACUCACCGCAACGGCUGAGCGCCGGCACCGGCGCCGACAUAUUCGCGGUGUCCACCGGUGUCUUCUCAGUGGCCCGACUCGUCAACGUGUUUGUCUCGAUGCGGGUCACCAUAAACACCAUGAUCUGUUACCAUUACGCCAUCUUGCUGGUGGCCAUGGUGAUGAUGGUGGUGGGCCAGUACAGUCUACCCACGCUAUGGGUGGCCAGCGCGCUGUUGAUGUGGGGCUUUUCGCCCAUGUUCGCCGGCACCUAUACCUUCACCGACCAGUACCUGUCCAUGACUGACCGUAUGGGCACUGUUUUCCUGCUGGCCAGGGGUGUGGUCACCAUUUUUACCCCGUUGAUAAUCGGCGAGUUUAUGGAGCACGAGUCGUGGGUGUUUUUGGUGAUCGAGUGGGUUUAUCUGGGACUGUCGAUCGUGGUGUUUAUGGCUAUACAUUAUAUGAUCAGGGUCUAUGAGAGACGAGGGCCUGGCCGAGUGCGGUGUCAGUAG
This is a messenger RNA of Medioppia subpectinata, 1194 nucleotides long. The record is from the annotation of a GenBank genome assembly. Lineage: Eukaryota; Metazoa; Arthropoda; Arachnida; Sarcoptiformes; Oppiidae.